GUUUUCGUGCGAUGUGUACGAAAAUUUUCAAUCAUAAACAAAUUAUCUUCUUGUAAUUAAAGCUAGUAAAUAUCAGCUGUAUCUGCUGGAAUACGAAGAACAAAAGAAUAUUUCCUUGAACUUAAGCUAGUAAAAAUGAAUGAUUUCAGAGAAUCAUCUACUCUCAAUCGUAUGCAGGAAAGGUACUGGGCUACUAAGCAAGCUGUUUUUAAAAAACUUGGAAAAAAGGAUGAUGAAUGUAUUAUUGCUAGUGAUGCAGAACUUGAUGCAAAGCUUGAAUUAUUUCAAACUAUUGAAGAAUCUUUCUUAACAUUAAUGAGAGUAUUAGAAAAUUAUCAAGACAAAAUAUGUGCAUUAGCGCAAGAAGAAAAUGCUCUUGGCCGGUUUUUGAAAGAAAAUGGUAAAUAUGAUAAGACUAGAGCUGGAAAAGUGAUGACAAAUGCUGGCAAGGCUCUAAGUUUUAGUGCACAACAAAAGUUAUCCUUACGCCUACCUUUGGUGCGACUGUAUCAUGAAGUGGAAACUUUCCAAUAUAGAGCUAUUGUUGAUUCAUUACAAACAGUAGAAAAAAUGGAGAAAGCUCGAACUGCUUACCGUGGGGCUCUGAUGUGGAUGAAAGAUGUAUCUCAACAGCUUGAUCCAGAUACUUGUAAACAGUUAGAGAAAUUUAGAAAAGUUCAAAGCAAUGUGAGGAAAACAAAAUCAAGAUUUGAUAAGUUGAAACUUGAUACUUUACAGAAAGUUGACUUGUUAUCAUUUUCAAGGUGUAAUCUUUUUUCUCAAGCCUUAGCAACAUAUCAAAAUACCUUAAUGGCUAUUUGCGAGAAAGUUGCUAACACUAUGACUUCCAUGGCUGAAACUACUAAAGGUUAUCAGCAUUAUGAGUUUUCUAUGCUAAAGGAACUUACUGAAACCAGCAAGAAACUAGCUGAAGAAACAUCUGAUAAAAGUGAACUUUCGACACCCAAUGAAGAUAAAGGCAUUUUACCUACAGCUGAUAAAGAUGUCUUACUCUUUUUUGAUGCUGAGUAUCAUGAUGAUGAAGUCAAACAUCAAGGAAUGAAGAAGAAUGGCUUUGACCAGGAGAGACUAACAAAUCCUUCAUCAAAUAAUUUUCCUCACCGAAGAAAAGCAAAGAAAAAGGCUCUAGAAGAGGAAAAAAUGAAAGAAAAUAGUGAUGUCAAACUUUUAGAUCUGGAUAUUGAUAAAAACUCAAUACUUGAUCUCUCAAAUUCAAAGCAGCAACUUCAAAAUUCAAAAAUUACAGAUAUUGCCCCAAGUGCAUCUGACUUGUUGACGGGUGUUUUCAGAGAUGAUACAGAUAAGAGUGAUUUAGAAUUACUGAAUGAAAUUUUGAACUCCAAUGAAGAUUCAUCAAUCUCUAAUGCAGGAUUAAUUGAAGAAUCUUUGGAGCAGUAUUCUAGUGCUAUUCCUCAGACAGAUUCUUCUAAAUUAUUCGCAGUAUUGCAAAAUAGUUCACAGGGCUCUUGUUUCUUGCCAUCUCAGUUAUUAGAAAUGAAUGCCAAUUCAGAAACAUUGCAGAGUAGCACAAGAGGAAGUUCUUCAGAAAAUUCCUUAAAUGCAGUCAGUGAAGCUUCUAAAAAUUUAGAAACUGCUGCAGAUAAAAGUAAAAAGGGAAAACAAGACAUGUCCAGUUGGUACAAUUUAUUUGCUGAUUUGGAUCCACUAGCUAAUCCAGAUUUAAUUGGAAAGAAGCAAGUUGAUGAAAUUAACUGCUAACUUAUUAUGUUUUAGAUUGUUUGUAUUUUAGGAAGCAAAUACAAAGACAUUGCUUAUUUUUUUAAGAAAAAUAUAUAAAAAUAAUUGCUGAAGGUUUUUGAAGAAUUUUCCUGUUUUAGGUGAAUGGAUGUAGGAAAGAGAAUUUUGUAAUUUUCUGGAAACUGCACAAAGGAAAAGUGUGUUUCAUCCAAAAAAUGUAUUUCCAAUUCACUAAUCUACACUAAUAUACAUUUAUGUAAGGCUUUACAAAAGAAUAUGCUUAAGAUUCAAAAAAAUUCCACGCUUAAGAAAGCAACAACCAAACUUUGAUGAUCUAUAUUUCCUCUGUGAUGACUAUAUACUACUUUAAGUGUGUUAUCAUAGUCAUGUAACAAACAUUUUUUUCUGCUGAAUGAGAUUGCUUUGAAUAUCUAUGUAAUUUACACCUUUUGAGUAUUUUUGCAUAAGAGAACAGCUUGAAAAUAUUUGCCAAAUUUCAAGCUUCAGUUUUAAUGUAGUCACUUUAUAAGUAAACUAUGCAUUUAGAUACCAUUCCAGACUUUUUUUGUUUCAUUUCAAAAUCCAUUUUCUCUUUGACUUUUAGGGCUUUUAUUUCUCAUGUAUUAAUUCUAGUGUGUGUUUUAUGUUAAAAAUGACUUUUUAAUUUACUUGAAGCCAGUGAGAUGUGUUCUAGUCAAAACGAUGUUAAUUCUUUACAUAAACUUUAGUAAUUUGCUUCUUAUUUUGAAAUUUGAUAGAUGGCAUUUUUAAAUCUGUUUUUCACUUUUUGUUGAAUUCUAUUGUGUUAUUUGAUGUUACAUCAGUUUUUACCCUGUGUUGAAAUUUUAUGCAUAAAAAUUUAGGUAAUUAAUCAAAAGAAGCAUUUAUAGCUAUUCAAGUGAAUAAGAGUAUCCUUUGAGUGAAGUUGAAUGUAGCUGUUUAUAAAAUGUAGCUGAAGUAAACCUUUUCUUUUGUACUGUACAACCAAAAACGGGCAUUUAUAAAAUGUUUCAAUUAAAGUCACUUUAUGUUUUUAAAGGGGACUAAAAAAAGGAAUCUAUAUAUCUAUAGAUAUUAUAUACACUGAAAUUUAUAUUAUAUUGUAAAUUCAUAGGAGCGAUUAAAAGAUUUAAGGCAUGGGACGAAUGUUUUCCCUUUAUAGGCAAAUUCAAAUGGCUUCUGAAAGAUUCUUGUUCUGGAAAAAGUAGACUCCAAAGCUUUUUUUGUAAUAUGGAGGGCAACCUGGCAUCCAGACUUUGUAGGACAUACAUAUAUUUAUUUUAUAUAUACAGUCGGACCUCCAUAUAUCGAAGUAGCUAAUUGCCGGAAAAAAAUUUGAUGUAUAGAAACGAUCUUAGUUUUUCAUAAAAAUAUCCUGAAACAUUAAAGUUAAAGCUAAUUUUCUACUACUGUAAUGUCGUUUCAUGUUUUUGAGUGAGUUUUCUGUAAGUUUCAGUACUUUUAUUAAGGCUUUCUGAUUUCUCAUAAUAGCAGGAACUCUGCUUGCGGAGAUACUAUUUUUACUGGAAAUGACAUUUUUGGGCCUUCAUACAUCUUCAUUCUUCGGCAAUUCAACUUGGUCCGCAACAUUAAAGGAUUUUCGUGUUGACAUUGUAAUCAAGAGAAAAAUAAAAAAUCAAUCUACUUAACUUGACUGAAGAUAAAAAGACUAAGAAUGAUAAUCAUCUGACAAUAGGGAUGUAACUUGGAACUGAUUUUACUGUAACACUGGUUGCGACUGAGAUUUGAAAUAAACUUAAGGGAAUUUAAGAACUCCAGAAUGGAACAACGACCUGUCUACACACCUUUCAACCCCAGAUUCCUCGUGAGUUUUGUAAAAAUCUUUAGUGAACAUAAUUUCUCCUUCAUUUUUCAUGAGACAAACAGUCUAAAGUGGAAAAAAAAAUCUACGAAUGUCUCGAAUUUUUUUUCGAUAUACAGAGAUCUUUUCAAUAUAUAGAAACAAUUUUUCUAUAUAAUGGACUUGGGAAUUUGCAGAGACUUCGAUAUAUAGGAAAUUUUGAUAUGUGGAAGUUCAGUAAAUGAAGGUUCGACUGUGUGUAUAUACAUAUAUAUAUACACACAGUGGACUCCCUCUAUUUGAACAGCACAAUAUUCUGAACACAUUUUGAUGGUUCCGGUGAAACUCCAUAGACUUAACAUAGGUUGACUUCUCUGUUCUCUCAACACCCUAUAACAAGAACAACCUGGUAUUAUGAAAGCUAUUUUCAAUUCCCUUCGGUAAUCACCUCUCUAUAUACUGAACAUGUUCACAAUUGUAACUCGGGAAUUCCUAUGAAUCAAAUUGGAAAGCCUGAAAUACAUUCACAAUUUUAUCACAGUGAUUGAAGUGUAUUAAGGGGAAGAUAGAUAGAAGCAGCUGAAAAGUGAUUUUCCUGGAUAUUACUGCAUCACAUAAAAUCAUUCAGCUGAGCAAUAUGAGCAUGAACUUUCUGCUACUGAACUAUAUUU
Molecule: messenger RNA, 4191 nt
Organism: Uloborus diversus
Lineage: Eukaryota; Metazoa; Arthropoda; Arachnida; Araneae; Uloboridae
Gene: ICA69
Product: islet cell autoantigen 1-like
Exons: 11
Coding region: 136-1740 (534 amino acids)
Biological process (GO): regulation of transport
Cellular component (GO): Golgi apparatus
Molecular function (GO): protein domain specific binding
Source: RefSeq, a predicted model, not a curated record